This is a messenger RNA of Colossoma macropomum (tambaqui), 577 nucleotides long. RefSeq names its product interleukin-10-like. The record is from RefSeq and is a predicted model, not a curated record. NCBI's taxonomy places the organism in Eukaryota, Metazoa, Chordata, Actinopteri, Characiformes, Serrasalmidae. The coding region runs from base 167 to 577 and encodes 136 amino acids. The transcript is spliced from 3 exons.
CACAAGGAUUCAUUGCCAGUAAGUCCAAACCCACCUCCCCACAGGAAAUUUUUGAAAAUGGGGUAUAAAAAAGACACCUCGAAGACUCUUCUGCACUUCUCCUCCCUUGGGGGUUCAGCUGAAUCUUACAUAAGGGUUAACAGACAGUGAGACUCCAACCUCGAGGAUGCACUUCUUCAAGUUCCUCUUGCCUUCACUUCUGACGGUGCUGCUGGUCGAGGACUCUCAGAGCAGAAGAGUCAACUGCAGAGACAGCUGCUGCACUUUUGUGGAGAGCUUCCCACUCAGACUGAACAGGCUGCGCUCCUCGUACGACAAGAUAAGAGACUACUAUGAGGAGAAAGAUGACAGUGCACUAUUUAACAAAACAGUCCUUCAGAAAUCCUUCAAUAGCCCUUACGGCUGCCAUGCGAUGAACGACGUUUUGCAUUUCUACCUGGACAUCGUGCUGCCCACGGCGAUUACUGAGGACACGAAGAGCUUCAAAACGCCAAUAGACGAAAUUGGAAACAUCUUCCACGAGCUCAAGAGGGACCUGAUCAAAUGCGUAAAGGUUCACGCUUGUUUACUUCACUAA